AUGUGGUCUUGGAAACUUAAUUGGAUGGAAGCACUUGAUGAUGCAGAUAUUGAAUCCCUCAAUGAAUUGUAUCAAUUGCUUGAACAAGUUCGGCCUAACAGAGCUUCUAGCGACAGGCGAAGAUGGUCAUCAAAUUCUGAUGGUUCUUUUUCGGUUCGAUCAACGUACAUGGUUUUGCAGGACAAACGUGUAGGUACUACUCUUGAUACAAAUACAGUGGCAGCAUUGAAAAGAUUAUGGAAGAACAAUGUUCCAUCAAAAGUUAGCGUUUUCGGUUGGCGGUUGUUACUUGAAAAAUUACCAACCCGGGAGGCUUUAUUUUGCAAAGAGCUAGUUGAAGGUGGAGCCGUUCAUCUUGAAGACGGAAAGCUUGAAGGUUCAAGGGCAAUAAAAUCUGUUGGUAUUCUAUUGAGAUUUCUUACUACUUUUAAAAUGUCUAUUGGUAUUCAAAAGUCUAGAGAAUUUGAUGGAUGCUUCUUUGGGAUGGAUUUUGAUGGACUUUUUAGUUGA
Molecule: messenger RNA, 510 nt
Organism: Trifolium pratense (red clover)
Lineage: Eukaryota; Viridiplantae; Streptophyta; Magnoliopsida; Fabales; Fabaceae
Exons: 3
Coding region: 1-510 (169 amino acids)
Source: RefSeq, a predicted model, not a curated record